Messenger RNA from Osmia lignaria (orchard mason bee), 3510 nucleotides. NCBI's taxonomy places the organism in Eukaryota, Metazoa, Arthropoda, Insecta, Hymenoptera, Megachilidae. The record is from RefSeq and is a predicted model, not a curated record.
CCCAGACCUGACGGACGCAUCGAUCGAUGUGUCAAUCAUGAGAUCACAAAUUUGGCAAUUAGCUAAAUUAGGGUAAAUCGAAGGGAAGAUUUGAUCCUGUUGUAACAUGAAAAUUGUUUCAAGUAUGUAACUAAAGCUUCGUCACCUUUUCACUAUGCAAAAAGACUCUGGGUUCACGAAAAAUCGAAACAUUUGUGACAUCCGAAAUUUCAAUCCAGAAGAUAUAACCACAGUUUACAAACACCCAGAUGUCAUUCAUGUUUGCGAAUAUAUCAAAGACAAACUGUAUUUUGCAACGUUAAACAAUGGUCGAAAAGAUGUAAAAAGUACUUCGAGUAUUAGUUUUUUCAGCAUCGAUCACGAGCUAAUUUAUAAUAACUUUUACAACGAUUUUGGCCCCUUGAACAUUGCCUGUUUGUACAGAUACUGCUGUAAGGUGAACAAAAAGCUCGAAAGUUCGGUAAACCAACAUAGACAAAUCGUGCAUUACACCUCGCAACGAGAUCAGAAGAGAACAAAUGCCGCUUACCUAAUCACAUCCUACGCCUUGUUGUACUUAAAUAAAACCCCCAAAGAGGCUUACAACAGCCUCUUCACGGGGGGCGAUGUUCCUCUAAAACCAUUUCGAGAUGCAUCUAUGGGGCCGGCCAUCUACAACAUUCAUUUAUUAGAUUGUUUGAACGCGCUCCAGAAAGCAGCCUCGUUUGGAUUUUUUAAUUUUAAUGACUUCGAUGUAAACGAAUACGAGAAAUACGAGGAUAUAAGAAACGGUGAUUUAAGUUGGAUAGUACCGCAAAAGUUUCUUGCUUUUGUUGGGCCAAGCACAGAACCAGGCACCCCUUAUCAUCCACCCGAAUGUUACAUUGAUUAUUUUUUAAAAAAUGGAGUGAUUGCAGUGGUCAGAUUGAAUAAAAAGUCUUAUGAUGCAUCGAGGUUCACCGAGGCGGGAAUAAAACAUUACGAUAUGUUCAUGCCGGACGGUACGGUUCCCCCUAGAAGAAUUCUCAACGAAUUCCUUCAGCUCAGUGAAAAUACUACAGGACCAAUAGCGAUUCAUUGCAAAGCUGGGUUAGGAAGAACAGGUUCGCUAAUUGCCGCGUAUUUGAUAAAGCAUUACAAAAUGUCCGCCAGAGAGGCUAUAGCUUGGACAAGAAUUUGUAGACCCGGUUCCGUGAUUGGGCACCAACAAUCAUGGUUGGAAAAUAUGGAGAAAAAUUUAUUGAAUACCGGCCAACAGUACAAAUUGAAGUACUAUGGCGAUGGUGACGUAAUACUGCACCACAAGUAUGGAAUAUACUCGAUUACAAAUCCAGUGGAGAAACAAAUAUCUUACUCCUCCGAAAUUGGAUGCACUGAAGCUAACAAAUACGAUAGUCCACCGAUCGAGAAGAGGAAUAAAAUGAAGCUUACGAAAAUUUUAGUUUUUUUAUCCAGGAAAAUUCCGAAAUAUCAGAGGAUCGGACGAUUUAGAGAAGGAGCCGCGAGGAUAUCGGAGCAACGAUGCAAAUAUAACACAAGGAGAUCGAUUGAACGAAAUCAAGCUGAAUCGACACAGGCUAUUUACAAACACGGACUCGAGACCGAAGAAUCAUAUUGGGUACAGACCAGAUGACUCGAACAACGCGCGUAAAAGGAAAUAAAACAGGUAAACUGUAACAAAAGAGAAUUUACUAUUUUAUUGCGUUCAUAGAGGUGUUCAAAGUGAAUACCACUUUAAUUGUAAUCAAGAAUAAUUUGUUUAAAAAAGUACAUAAGGACUGUUAAAGUCAGAGCUUCGGAAGAAGAAUGAUUUAUACGAAAUCGUUUCACAUAAUUUUAUAAUCCAUUCGUUACAAAAUGAUUCGUUUAGUAUAAACUAAAUAGAGAGAGAUUUUCUCCAGGAGAAUUAUUACAAUAAUUAUAUAGAGAAUAUAAUUUCUGAACAACUCACUGAUUAUCAUUACAACUAUCACGAUUGAUUAGAACAAACAAAAAACAACAAAAAAAAAUAGUAUGCAAUAAAUUUCAGUGAAACCUGUUCAAAUUAUUCUAUACUCUAUAUAUUUAUUCAAAAAGUAAUUUCCACGUAGAACAUUUUGACAUAGCGUCGACAAAUAGGAGGUAUUUCAGCAAAAACAAGAUUUUGAGAAACAAAAGCAGGUAGAAUGCUUGAAUUACACAAGCACCUGCCUCUCUCAAGUUUUGUACAUUUAUGCGUCGAUUAACACUUUUGUUUAAUCUUGUUUUUCUUUGCUAAUCGCGAGCCUUGAUGCAAUAAUUUCAUUUGGCAUUGAAACUUCAACCUUUAAGCAGACAUGAUAAUUUGUCGUUCAAGGAAAGAAGUAAAAUAGAAAAAUUGACAAGGACUUAUAUGUUUUUCAAAAAACAUGAACCACAAAUUUGUACCUAGUUAAAUAUACGAGGAAAGUUUGCCAUAAACCUGUGCAGUAAAAAGUGUUAAUCAAAGUAAUUAUCGCUGGUAUCUCACGUUCCAUUGAAUGGUCGUUCGUUAUUUAUAAUUUACGAUUAUUACUCGUUAUAGAUCUUAUAAUUGCUGUAGAUUAUUAACUAUCGAAGUUUAUACGAUACAUAAAACAUAUGUAUUUUAUACCCUAUAGUUAAUGGGAACAGUUUCAAGAUAGAGUAUACGAUUGUGCUAUGUAACAUCGAAGUGAAAUUCAUUCGAAUUUGUAGGAAAAAGAAAAAGAAAAAAAAAACUUUCCGUGAGGUAUUGUGAUUACCUGCUUUGCAGCAGAUUUAUGGUGGCAGAUUCAAUUGUUAACGACUAAAACAUCAAAGACAAAUCCAAUUUUGCGAGCAUACUUAUACCGCAAAUAUUAUCUAAUAGCACAGAAAUAUAAGAAAGUAAUUAUUAACUAAACAUCAUAACUCCGUUCUUUUUUUUUUGUGUUAAUGCAAAAAGAAGUAAUUAGUAAUAAUAAUCUGGCAUCGAAAUCUCGCGUAUCACAAUGAUCAGAGUUUGAUAAAUAGGAGUGUAUAAAACAGGCCAUGAGUUUAAUUCCUCCUGAACUGAUACACGCGGUCCUUAUUAUUCAAUCAGUUUAUCGUUUCGUUAAUCCCUUUUUAAGAUACAAUUCGUUACUAUGUUGCUGAGAAAUGAACGUGAAGUGUAUCUAAAAUUACUAUGAUCCACAUUUUUACGUUUAUGCACAACAGCAUUAUCCAUGAUGCAUCGUGAACUCUAUAUUCAAUCAUUUCUGCAUCAUCAUUCAUUGUUUCUUUUCUUUUGUCUCCACUUUCCAUUACAUCUAAACACGCGUUACAAAAUUUUCUUUUACGAAAGUUAUUCCUUUACUUGCACUAAGCACAUUAUUAUAUUUUAUGAUUAUUAACCGUUACAAUCAUCGUAGAUUUAUCCACAACUAUCAAAAUUCUUAUUAAUCGUCUGGAACUACUUUCCUUUUUUUUUAUUCUUUUCUUUUUAUUGUUAUCGAGCUCAGAUAUUACAAUAUUGAUCGCUCACGUAAGACUGUGUUGUGUUUUUUUUUUUUGUGUUUUCUUUAACUAUAC